UUUGCAUCAACAAAAAAUUCCGAAGGACAAUGGAAGAUGUGAGAACCAGGAGAGGUGCUGACGUAGCUUCAGACCACCACCUAGUUGUAGCCAAUUUGAAACUGAAGCUAAAAAAGAACUGGACAAGUGGACAAACAGCAAUACAAAGGUUCAAUACAGCCUUUCUUCGAGAUACUGUCAAACUCAAUGAAUUCAAGAUAGCUCUCAACAACAGGUUCCAAGCCUUACGAGAUCUACUGAAAGAAGAAGAAACUACUAUGGAGGACAACUGGAAAGGCAUCAAGGAAGCAUUAACUUCAACGUGUCAAGACGUUCUCGGUCUAAAGAAAUACCAUCAUAAGGAAUGGAUCUCUACAGAAACAGUGGACAAGAUCAAAGAAAGGAAGAACAAGAAGGCAGCAAUAAACAACAGCCGAACACGAGCAGAGAAAGUACAAGCACAAGCUGAAUACAUAGAAGCAAACAAACAAGUGAAGAGGAGCAUUAGAGCCUACAGGAAGAAAUACGUGGAAGAACUAGCAACGACGGCAGAAAAAGCUGCUAGAGAAGGAAACAUGAAACAGCUUUACGAUACAACGAAGAAACUAUCAGGGAAAUACAGUAAACCAGAGAGAUGUAGAAUCGUUCACAUACCUGAGAAGCAUCAUCGAUGAACAAGGAGGUUCAGAUGCAUACGUAAAUAUGAGGAUUGGCCGGCAAAGCAAGGACCGCACUUCUACAAUUGAAGAACAUAUGGAACUCAAAACAACUUUCAACCAAUAUGGAAGUGAGGAUCUUCAAGACGAAUGUUAUGACAGUCAGUUCUACCAUACGGAGCUGAAACUUGGAGAACUACUAAUAGAAUCACCAAAAAUGUACAAGUAUUUAUCAACAAUUAACUAUGUAAGAUACUCGAUAUCCGUUGGCCGGAUACUAUCAGCACUAGCGUUCUGUGGGAGAGAACAAACUAGUUUUCAUCUGAGGAGGAAAUUAGGGAAAGACGAUGGAAAUGGAUAGGAUAUACAUUACGCAAAUCAUCAAGUUGCAUCACGAGGCAAGCCCUAACUUGAACUCCUGAAUGGAAGCGGAAAAGAAGAAGGCCAAAGAACACAUUACAUCAGGAAAUAGAAUCGGAUAUGAAAAGGAUGAAUAACAACUAGAAAGGGUUGGAAAGGAUUGCUCAGGACAGGGUUGGAUGGCGAAUGCUGAUGAGCGGCCUAUGCUGUUUCACGAGGAGUAACAGGCGUAAAUGAGGAAAAUAUGUUAAAUACAC
This is a messenger RNA of Schistosoma curassoni, 1252 nucleotides long. The record is from the annotation of a GenBank genome assembly. Lineage: Eukaryota; Metazoa; Platyhelminthes; Trematoda; Strigeidida; Schistosomatidae.